UUUCUGCUAUACACAUCAUAAGGUACAAUUUUAAUUGAUCUAUAGUUCUAUACAAAAAUGGCAGACUGAUAAAAGUGGAUAUCAUGUCAGCUACCUCACUACCUGGUGUGAUGAUUCAUAAGUUAGAGAUUACAAGAUUACUAACGUGUUUCUAUUUCUGUUUGCUCCUACUUGCAGUGUUAAAUUCAGUGCUUUUUGUCAUCAAGCGGUAUGAUAAAUAAAAACUGAAAUCUUUUAUGAAACUCUAUUCAUGAUUCAUCCUUAUGCAUGCAUUGAAAAUGUAUAUAUUUAUAGUGAACAAUUUUUGGACACAUGUUCUUUUCUAAAUAUUUCCUGAGAUUUAGGUGCCGUCUUAUGUAAUCAGAUAACACUAUAGAUAGUGAAUUUAUUAUAAAAUUCAAACAAAAGCAUUUCCACAAUGCAUACAAGUAUUAAUUAUUCCUAUGUAAACAAAAAAUUGGAAAUUUUGACAUUUGUUUGCAAAAUGCAAAUAUAAAAAAAAAGCUUUUGAAAGUGUAAAGAAGGAAACUUUUAAUCUUUGUAACCAGGAAAUUCAUACUAUUAAAUCCUCCUCAAUCAUUCCUUGAUCCACGCUGUGGACAAUAACUGCACAGGGAAACUUCUCAGCUUUAUUGCUCAGGCAGAGUUCUUCCUUCUUAAUUUGCAGUCAUGUAAAAUGCGGUAACAUCACAGCAGCCUCAACCGAAUUGGCUAUAGGAAGUAGUUAACCCUUCCUGAUCCAAGGAAGCCCGGUGAUGGCAGAUGUUUUGUACUACAGCAGUGACCCCCUUCAGCAGCUGUAUGGAGAGGUUAUCUCUACCAAUCUCUGACUAAUAAUGCUCUUUUUUUCUUUCUCACAGACCUGGAAAGGACCUUAUCUUGCAACACAAACAAAGCUUUUGAUGUGAAAAUAAGAAGCGACUAGGGCUGCCUUUUCCCCUCUUGUAAUAGAGAAAUUAAAGGAUUUUUGCUGUAAGUUCAAUGCAAUCACAGAUGACCACAUGACACUGGGUCAAUGGGGGCAUGUUAUUCGAAAUCAGGUCAUGAUGUAGAUGUCGCAAAGAAGAAAUCCCCUCACAGUAAGAAAAACAAGAAUGGGAUUAACUUGACCAUUGAAUACAGUCCAGUAAGGUCUCCCAACCACGAUGAGGACAAAUUAUCCAUCUUUGAUGAAAAGGAGGCAGAAAAUGACAGAGUUGUCUUGGAAUAUAAUGGAAAUGUAGAAGGACAGUGCCUCUGCAGUGCAGAUAAUGGCAAUAGUAAGGUUGUGUGUAGUGGGAAGUGUGCUAGCUGUGAUGGUGGCAAUACUGGUGACUUAUUGCCCUCAGAUGAGGUUGUAAGCUCAGAUUCUAAAGUGACUAGUAAGGUUGCUUCAGCAUCAGACAGUGGCAUAGAGAGUCUACAUGCUCAGGAAUCACAUCACUCUAGUCAAACUCUCUGUGAUAAAACCAAGCCAUAUCAAAUCGGUGACGAGGAAGAAACGCUCGCGAGCCUUAAAAACGAGAAUCAUGAAAAUCACGGUGAGUUUCCUGCUCCUUCGACGAGUAGACCCAAUCGUUUUUCUGAAAUUAUCUAUCUCAAAUCCAGUCUCAAAAAACCAGGUGUCCACUCUGGUAGAUGUAGCAGACUGUCCUGUAAAUCAAGUGACAGUUUAGACUGGACUGCUACUCUCAUAAAUAGCCUGGACCGGUGUCGAAGUGAAGCCUCAGAAUUUUUUUGUGAUGACUUUAACAUAACAGCCCCUCUCGCUGCAUUUGAUUCAAUAGAUUUUAUGAGCAGUGCAGGUUCUCUCUUGCGGAACAGAUUGAGUAGAGCUAGCAUUGUUGACCAUAAUUCUGAUACAUUUCAAUUUCAAUUUGAUUUUUCUGGAAUAGAAACCGAAGGAACAGAGGCGAGCUCAGUGCCGAUCUCACCUGAGUCGCUACCAUGUUCGCCAAAAAAUGCAGUCAGUCCAGAUGGCGUGAAUCUGGAGCUGAUUAGCUCAAAUCAAACUUCACAGGAGCUCAGGCCUCGGUCAAUCAUGAAAGUGAGAUUUGAUUCAGAGGCCAGUCUGGAGUUGGCCUCAACGUUUCCAAGGUUACAGGAAGUGAGGACGAUGCAGAUGGAUGGGAAGGACGUGGUGGUCAUCGACGUAGAAACUUACUCACAUAUCAUGGAGGAGCUGGCCAUGCUCAAGAUGAAGCUGAGUCAGCUGACUGACUUUUUACAGGAACAAGAUUUGCUGCAACUGGAUUCUUCAAAUAGUAGGGCAGAUUUAUCCAGUCUGAACCAGUCUUUGGAAAAUUUAAUGGAAGCUGCAUCGCCAAAGAAAUCUUAAUAGGCAUCUCUAGUUAAUUAACACCAUUCCAUUUUGGACCUUAUGCAUCUUACAGCUUGAAGUGGAGUUUAUCCGUCCGGUUCAAGUGCUAACUGUUUUCUGUGGGACAGAUAUAAUCUGUGAUGUUAUGAAACAGACUAAGGGCCACCUUCAAAAUAUCUCAAUUUCUAUUACUUUCAUUUUGUCAAAUUAACAUCAAGUUGUCAUUUUUUUUAAAGUUUUAUUUCAAUCAUUUUCAAUACACUGAUUUUUAAUUUUGCCCUUUUUUUUUUUAAUUACUAUAUGUUUUAUUUUAGACUUAUUUCUUUCUUAAGGAAAAUCAAAACUUCCAUACAUGCAUUUCCAUGGUGAUUGAAUUUAACCAAUGAUUGUGCACUAAUAAGGUUGUUAAUAAAACGUUAUUCUUAUAUACAUUUAUGUACAUGUAUUUAAGGUAACCUUUAAUGUGAAAUGAUUUGUGUAGCUAUUUGAAACUUUACAAAUGAAAGCUUGAAGCUUUAAGAUGAUAAUGGCGUAGUCUAGUUAGUGGGGUGUUUGUGGCCAGAAUUUAAUCAGCAAUGCCAAGCAUUCUCUUUAAAAUAGAUGAUACAUGUGAAAUGUUACCAGCAUUAUAAUGUAUGUGUACAUAUAAGCUUUAUCGGGCUUAGAUUUACCCAAGAUUUUAUUUUUUAGUAUGAUGCUAAACACUGACCUGCAUUUUUAUGUGUUUUCUUAUUAUUCAUGGCAUGUUUUUUUAAAAAGGGUAAAACAAAAGUUAUCUUUGUGUAAUAAAACUGAUUGUGCAAACGUGUUCUUUAACACUUACAAGUUAUAAUUUUUCUUCACCUCAUCUUUUUCUAGUCACAUGAUAGGAGUAAACUUAAAGUAAAGUUUUAUUUACUUUAUUUUGUUAUUUGUUGGAUAAAUUGGUUGCAAUGAAUGCCAUGUUUUGAUAUGCAUUCCAUCUAACUUAGAUGAAAAAACAUGUGUAGAGGGAGAUAACUAUUCAAUAUACAUGUAGCUUACACUUGAUGCUAGCUUCUUCACAGAGUCGAAUGUCUAUUAAUAUUUAUUUAUUUUUUAUCAUACACACUGUACAUGUAUAUACAUGUACAUUUCUCAUGGUUAAAAAUGAAACUUGGUGCAUGCACUCUAUCGUAACGCAAUCUGGGCAUGUGUUCAUUGUGUUGUACAAAUAGUUUAUAUACUUCAUGUUUUCUGUCUACAAAUCUUUUAAUUUAAUUUUUUUUUAAAAACACUUUAAAAAUGAAAUCAGGUCUGUAUAUUUAUGAUUUUACCAAUGAUUUAGUAUUCUGUUCAGUUUCUAUUCAUCAGUGUGUUCUUUUUUUUUUUUACUUCAAAAUAUCAAAGAUAUUAAAAUAGUGCAAAUUAACUGCUGAUAUAUUUUUGGACGUCUUUGACCUUUUGUUUUGCAUCUUCUGUUUUAACCAAACGUUAUUAGGUACUGUGGAAUCUUAAAAUUCGUGGGGGCCAAAUUUCGUGGAUUGCUUAAAUUUUACAGGUUCAUGGGGACAUAAUUUCGUGUAUUUUCGUAUACAUGCAAGAGGAAUAAGACUUUAUAGCUCUAAUUUAUUAAUUCGUGGGGGAUGUUAAUUCGUGGAUGAGAGGUACCCACGAAUUCCACGAAAAUUGAGCCACCACAAAAUCUAAUGAUUCCACAGUAAUAUUUAUUUCUUUAUUUUAAUUUUUUAGGGGGCAAUAAUUUUUUUCUCACAAAAACAAGAUGUAAGCAUUUCCUCUUGUAUAACAAAACAAAGGAAAACCAUUGUUGAAAUUAUUAAAGAUGUGUCAUAAUUAAAUGACAGAAAGAUAAUAAAAUUAUUAUAAAUAUGUAUUGAUGUUAUGAGAGAGAAGAAAUAGCCAUAGGAAACAAAAUGCUGGAAUGCAAAGUUAAAUAUUUGAAUUACAUGUAAUGGAAGCCUUUUCAGUUAAUUACUUCUAUUGUACAUACAAAUUUUUAUGGGUUUUUUUUUAAUUUGAUUUUAAAUAACCUGGUACUGUGGAUUCAAGAUUUUUUGUUAAAUGUAUAAUGGAUUUGGAUUCAUAUUGAAAGGAAAUACUGAAUACAUGAUUAUUACGUGAUUAUUUCUACCUUGAUGCAUCUACAUAUUGUUUACAAGAGCUUAAUAGUAACUAUGGACACACAUUUGGGAUAGUUUACAUUUGUAUUAGUAAGUGGAAUGUAAACAUUUAUUUCAUUGAGAUACUUGAUCCUAUGGAUUUUGUGGUAUAAUGUACUCUGAGAUUGAAAUAGAGAAGAGUGGAGGCACAUGAACAUCCAUAGACAUACUGUAUAAACUGGAGUUUUAUUGUGGAAUAAAGUAUUGUUCUGAG
This is a messenger RNA of Magallana angulata, 4651 nucleotides long. RefSeq lists its product as uncharacterized. NCBI's taxonomy places the organism in Eukaryota, Metazoa, Mollusca, Bivalvia, Ostreida, Ostreidae. The coding region runs from base 1016 to 2317 and encodes 433 amino acids. The record is from RefSeq and is a predicted model, not a curated record. The transcript is spliced from 6 exons.